Molecule: messenger RNA, 7521 nt
Organism: Egretta garzetta (little egret)
Lineage: Eukaryota; Metazoa; Chordata; Aves; Pelecaniformes; Ardeidae
Gene: PLCG2
Product: phospholipase C gamma 2
Exons: 33
Coding region: 1-3861 (1286 amino acids)
Biological process (GO): positive regulation of epithelial cell migration; phospholipid catabolic process; phosphatidylinositol-mediated signaling
Molecular function (GO): protein binding; phosphatidylinositol-4,5-bisphosphate phospholipase C activity
Source: RefSeq, a predicted model, not a curated record
AUGGUUCCUGCUGUAGAGCACUUCAGGUUCACUCUGGGCAAUGCAGAAGAGGCCACCCUGCAGGACACUGAAAAGAGUGUAGACUAUGGAGUGCUGCCAGAGUACGAGAAAAGCCAGAUCAAAAGGACCUUGGAGUUGGGAACUGUUAUGACAGUAUUCAGUCUUAAGAAGAGUAGUCUGGAAAGGAGGACUAUUCAAGUCAUAAUGGAAACCAGGCAGGUAGCAUGGAGCAAGACAGCUGACAAGAUUGAAGGUUUCUUGGAUCUGAUGGAAAUAAAAGAAAUUCGCCCAGGAAAGAAUUCAAAGGACUUUGAGCGUUGCAAAGCAAAGCAAAGAGAAGAACACUGCUUUACUAUUUUUUAUGGUACCCAGUUUGUCCUCAACACCUUAAGCUUAGCAGCUGACUCUAAAGAUGAUGCUGAUAAAUGGUUGUGUGGCUUGAAUAUCUUGUAUCAAGAGGUCAUGAGUGCUCCCACACCUGCGAUCACAGAGAGCUGGCUGAGAAAGCAGAUCUACUCUGUUGAUCAAACUAGGAGAAAUAGUAUCAGUCUUAGAGAGCUGAAAACUGUCCUUCCCCAAGUAAACUUCAAAGUGAGCAGCAUGAAGUUCUUGAAGGAUAAAUUUGCGGAAGUAAGUGCGUACAAGGAAGAGCUUAGUUUUGAACAAUUUCAUUUGUUCUACAAGAAAAUAAUGUUUGAACAACAGAAAUCGAUUCUUGAUGAAUUCAAAAAGGAUUCUUCUGUGUUCAUUCUUGGAAAUACUGACCGUCCAGAUGCUUCAGCAGUUCAUCUCCAUGACUUUCAGAGAUUCCUGCUACAUGAGCAGCAGGAAUCUUGGGCACAAGAUCUCAGUAAAGUCCGAGAACGAAUGACAAAGUUUAUUGAUGACACUUUGAGAGAAACUGCUGAACCCUUCCUUUUUGUUGAUGAGUUCCUCACUUACCUUUUUGCAAAAGAAAACAGUAUUUGGGAUGAGAAAUAUGAUUCAAUAGAUGCUCAGGACAUGAAUAAUCCUUUGUCCCACUACUGGAUUUCUUCCUCUCAUAACACAUAUCUGACGGGAGACCAGCUUCGAAGUGAAUCCUCCACAGAAGCUUACAUCAGGUGCCUUAGAAUGGGAUGUCGAUGUAUUGAGUUGGAUUGCUGGGAUGGUCCUGAUGGGAAACCUAUCAUUUACCAUGGAUGGACGCGGACAACAAAGAUCAAAUUUGAUGACGUUGUACAGGCAAUCAAAGAUCAUGCCUUUGUUGCAUCUGAAUACCCAGUCAUUCUGUCAAUUGAAGAGCACUGUAGCGUGGAGCAGCAGCGACACAUGGCCAAGGUGUUCAAGGAGGUAUUUGGGGAUCAGCUUUUAAUGAAGCCUAUUGAAGCCAGUGCAGAUCAGCUACCAUCACCAACCCAGCUGAAAGAAAAAAUCAUCAUCAAGCACAAAAAACUGGGGCCAAAGGGAGACAUUGAUGUGAACUUGGAAGACAAGAAAGAAGAAAAAAAGCAACAAGGAGAACUUUACAUGUGGGACACAAUAGAACAGAAAUGGACUCGGCACUACUGUGCUAUUGCUGAUGAAAAGCUUUCCUUCAGUGAUGAUAUAGAACAGAAUGCUGAUGAAGAUUCAUCAAAGGAGGUGAAACGUACUGAGUUGCACCUAAAAGAGAAAUGGUUCCAUGGGAAAAUGAAAGAGGGGAGAACAACUGCUGAGAAACUGCUCCAGGAAUAUUGUGCUGAAAUGGGUGGCAAGGAUGGGACAUUCCUAGUUAGGGAAAGUGAGGCUUUCCCUAAUGAUUGCACCUUGUCAUUCUGGAGGUCAGGUAGAGUCCAGCACUGCCGGAUCCGUUCUUCAAGUGAUGGGGACACUGUGAAAUACUACCUGACAGACAACCUCACUUUUGAUAGCAUCUAUGAUCUCAUUCAACACUACAAGGAGGCCCACUUGCGAUGUGCUGAAUUUGAGCUGCGUCUGACAGAUGCUGUGCCUAACCCGAACCCUCAUGAGACUAAAGAUUGGUACUAUAGCAACUUGAGUCGGGGAGAGGCAGAAGACAUGCUGAUGCGAAUUCCUCGAGAUGGAGCCUUUCUGAUUAGAAAGAGAGAUGAGCCUGAUUCGUUUGCCAUGACUUUCAGAGCGGAGGGGAAGGUGAAGCACUUCCGAAUUCAGCAAGAAGGUCGCCAUUUUGUGCUUGGAACCUCAGCCUAUUUUGAGAGUUUAGUGGAGCUGGUAACGUACUAUGAGAAGCAUCCGCUGUACAGGAAAAUGAAAUUGCGCUACCCGGUGACUGAGGAGCUGCUGGAGCGCUACAGCAUGGAAAAAGAUAUUAACUCCCUCUAUGAUGUCAAGAUGUAUGUGGAACCCAGUGAAAUCACCCCUACAGUGCCUCAGAGAACAGUGAAAGCGUUGUAUGACUACAGAGCCAAAAGAAGUGAUGAAUUGAGCUUCUCUCGAGGAGCUUUAAUUCAUAAUGUCACAAAGGAAACUGGAGGCUGGUGGAAGGGGGAUUACGGAGAAAAAGUCCAACACUAUUUUCCAUCUAAUUAUGUUGAAGAUCUGUCAUCUGAUAACUCUGCUGAGCUUGAAAGCCAGAUUAUCGAGGACAAUCCAUUAGGCUCUCUGUGUCGUGGCAUACUGGUACUCAAUACGUACAAUGUUGUGAAAAUGCCACAAGGGAAACACAAAAAGCCUUUUGUCUUCAUUUUGGAACCUAAGAAUCCAGAAGAUCCGUGUGUGGAGUUUGCAACUGAUAAAGUAGAAGAACUCUUUGAAUGGUACCAAAGUAUCCGUGAAAUCACUUGGAAAACUACAGAAGAGGAGAACAGGAGGAAAUACUGGGAAAAGAAUCAAUUGAUUGCUAUUGAAUUAUCUGAUCUGGUAAUCUACUGCAAGCCAACAAGCAAAACCAAGGACAAUUUAGAAAAUCCUGAUUUCAAAGAAAUCCGUUCUUUUGUGGAAACCAAGGCAGAGAACAUUGUUAAGCAAAAGCCAGUUGAGUUGUUGAAAUACAACCUGAAGGGACUGACACGUGUCUAUCCUAAAGGGCAGAGGGUUGACUCAUCCAACUAUGACCCAUUUCGCCUCUGGCUUUGUGGCUCCCAGAUGGUGGCUCUUAACUUCCAAACUCCAGAUAAAUACAUGCAAUUGAACCAUGCCUUGUUUUCACUUAAUGGACGCACUGGCUAUGUUCUGCAGCCAGAAAGCAUGCGAAAUGAAGAAUAUGACCCAAUGCCAAAUGACUCGAAGAGGAAAUUGCAGAUGAUUAUGACAGUGAGGGUUUUAGGUGCUCGUCAUCUCCCUAAACCUGGUAGAAGCAUCGCUUGUCCCUUUGUAGAGGUAGAAAUUUGUGGGGCCGAAUAUGAUAACAACAAAUUCAAGACAACAGUUGUGAAUGACAAUGGCCUUAAUCCAGUGUGGGCACCCUGUCCAGAGCAAGUGAAAUUUGAAAUUUAUGAUCCAAAUCUCGCUUUUCUGCGCUUUGUUGUUUAUGAGGAGGAUAUGUUCAGCGAUCCCAAUUUCUUAGCACAUGCCACUUUUCCCAUCAAGGGAAUCAAAUCAGGUUUUAGAUCAGUUCCUCUCAAGAAUGGCUAUAGUGAAGAUAUAGAGCUGGCCUCACUUCUGGUUCACUGUGAAAUGCAACAAGUUCUGGAAAGUGAAGAAGAGCUUUAUUCCUCAUGUCGGCAACUUCGGAAGCGCCAGGAGGAGCUUAAUAACCAGCUGUUCCUUUAUGACACCCAUAUGAAUUUAAGGAAUCCUAACAGAGAUGCUAUAUUAAAAGAAUUCAAUGUGAAUGAGCACAAACUACAGAUAUAUGAAGACACAUGCAACCGCAGAUUAAAGGAGAAGAAAGUCAGUAACAGCAAAUUCUACUCUUAAAGCAGUCAUUCUUUGAUGCGUGCUUUAUGGUGCAAUUCAGGAAGAGAUAUUAAUUUAUCCUGGCCAUCCUGCUCAAUGACGGUCUCAUCAGACUGAAUGACUGGAAGAAGAGGAGGAGGAGGAAAGAUGGGUUUCCUUAAUAAUUUCUUGUUACAAGAAAAACUGUUUUAAUUCCUAAUAAUUUAUAUUCUGUACAAAGCAUACCCUGUGUGCAGGCCAGACCUUCUGUGUAUUCAAGAUUUUUAAAAUUUGAGGGCAUGUAGUUGGAUAGACCUCACUUCUCAUUAUUAAUACCUGAAGUACAAAUAAAUCAUCUACUAUAUUUGUGUACGCAGGCUAUAGAUAAGACAUUCACAACCAUUUGCAUGCAUGGAAUCACACUGCUUUAACAACCUGGCUCCUUAAGAUUAACUGGUAGUGAGUUUUUAAUUUAUUAAACGCUGUAAAAGCACUUCUACACCAGCAUUGUCAUGUCAUGUGUGUUACAGUGCCCAAGGCAGCAGGUUGUACUUCUGAUACUGUAAAAAUGUUUGGGGCAGCUGAUAGCUCAUACUGUAUUGUCUCCUGUCAAAAGUUUUCUGUUACAUUUUUGAGAACUAGAUAAUAUGUUAAUUUUGUUGAAACCAAAUAGCCUCUGUGACUGUAGUUGUGGUUUUCCUGAUGAACUCUUUGUAAAGGUUUAAGAAAGGAAUGAUGUGUGAACCUGUAUUCAUAGCCCCUGUGAACCUAUGUUCACACCCUCAAGGCACUGGAAGGAAAGGUUUUAAGAUAUGCAGUCAGAAAUAUCUGUUUAUUUGCAGAAAGGAAGGGUAUUUCAAAUUCUGAAAAGCAUUUACUUCGGUAUAGUAUCAUUUUGCAAAUCCUUUCAGCUGCUAAUGUGCUUAGAAAUGAAUUUUUAAUGAACUGUCCAUUUUUAAUCUUGCAAUCAGACGAUAGCGUCAAAUGAUAGUGUUCUGUAAUCAUUUUCCCAAAAUGCAUCUAAUCCAAGGAUAAUAGCGUGCACAAAUAUAGAGGUACAUCAUUCUUACAGCUUUAAUCAAAUUAAGAACAUGGAGCUACAGAUGAGAAAACUUGUUAGGUUACCAAGUGUGUUUUCCUGCCAGAACAGAACCAAAGUCCUUCGAUGGCAUAUUUAACACCAGUUGUCAUAAUUUGUGUAUGUGUUGGUCCGUUGUCCUAGCACUAUGUUAUUACUACCGAAUUCCUAGUUGCUUUAUCUCUACAUGGGUGGAGCUUUGCUAUCUGUAUGCUUGACUUUAACUUUCAAAUGUGUGCAGAGGAGUUCAGUUUUUCUGUUUAAGUGACUGCCCGAGGCAUAAAAUGCUGCAUACAUAGUGCUGUGUUUCUGAUCACAGAAAACUUGCAUGGAUUUGGGAUUCAUGGCCUGAUGAAGCUGCCUCAGCAAUUUUCGGUUUCUCUUGCUCCCCACGCUAUGACUUCUGUUGUUUCAAGAGGCACUUAAUUGAUGCCAUUGUGCAUUCACAGAUGCUGGUUUGAGGAACCCCCUUGAGAUUUUAGUUAUUCUGUAAAGACAGUCUUGUCUCAAAGAUGAAAGUUCUGUAAUAGUGUGUCCCAUAAUGGGGUGGCUUCUGCGAAUUUUUUAUUAUAAAGAAAUUAAUUACUAAUAACCCCACUGAAAAAGAGAAGAGGGCAAAGUUAACGGCAAUUCUCUGCUUUUCUUCCUCCUGCCUGAAAUCUCUUCAGUACCCAGUUGUGAUUGACCUGUUCAAGGAUUAGAUGGGUGCAAACCCCUCUCAAAGUAAAAAUUGCAUCAACUGUGGAUUUGGGAGGUGGAGCUGUAACCUAGACUGCGGUAUAAAGCUGGGCUUAUCUGCAGUAUCCAGGUGUAAUGGGAUGGUCCAGUUGCUGUUCCUUGAGCAGGGGGACCUUUGGUGUGCAUGCAUUUUGUAGCAUGUUCCAGGACGUGGUUAGUUCAUCAUAUGGUCAGUCCCUGUGCUAUAUAUUUCAUUCAACAGCCUCCGUGAUUCCCAUUUAAUGUUGUGAGAACACUGUAUUGUCAGUGUUGAUCAGACAAGGUGGCCCAAAGCCUUGUUUGGAAGGUCCUGAGGUUGUUGCUACAGGUGGGGCAGGAUUUAUAGGCAGCUGAGUGCCAGCUAGGUUUGGACUGAUCAUAAGAAAUAGGAGAUUACAAGAUGGGAGGGCUUAGGGAGAUCAAACCCUAGAGCUUGUGGCUGUUGCUGUGGUGGGUUUUUUCUCUUUUUUUGUGAGGAUUUUUUUUUUUUUUUUUGUAAGCUCAGUUCCAGAGCAGACAUAACCAAAUUCUUCAUUUGUCCUGGCUUCUUUUGUUGAUGUGUAUAUUCCUGACACAGGACAGCCAUUGUGUGAUGAACACAGGAGUUCCUUGUGCUGCUGCUGUGCAAAUAUUUAAGAAUUAGCACAUUUUAUAGUCCUUUGAAAAGUCCUGUGCCCAUUCUCCACACAUACAUGAUGUCAAAAGCUGUAAGAGGCACUCCCUCAGCAUUUAGGAAAAUGCAUUUCAUUUUACAGUAAGACUUUUCCCCAGAGUAUAAUGUUAUACUGUAUUCAGAAGGAAAAUACUGCGUUGGCUGUUUCGUUGACUUGCAAGUGAUGGACAAGGCUAUGUACUAACUCGUCUCUUUUUUCUUGUAUUCUGUGUUUUAAUUCCAAAACUUCACCUCUCAAUUCCUUGUCAGGGCAGACUUGGUAGCAACUUUUUCACAGUUGCAACUGUUUUAAUAUGAAAGUAGGUUUGAAUGUGUGUGCUAGGAGGAAAAACAUUUAUAAAUUUUUUGAAGUUAAUAUCUGUUAAAUUGUUAUAUUCUUAUAGAAACUGUUUUAAAUCAUUAAAAUAACUUAUUUUUAAUAAAUAAUUUUUGAUAUCUCAGCAGUGAUGUGAAUGAUGCCAAAUGCUUCUUUGUUUGAGCAUUGCUCAUUGAAUUUCAUGAAUUUUGCCAGUCAUUUGAGGCAGUAUGCGUGAGUUCUUAUUGCAAAGUGGUCUGCUGGUGUGUUAUGGCAUGUUCUGCUAGAGGUUGGAGGAAGGUCAUCUCUGUGUUUUUUAGGAUGAACUGACUUGUUGUUUCCAUAGACAUGGCUAUUGUCACACUUCAUCUGGCUGCAAACAAACAGGGCAGAAGGGAAAGGUCAAAGAUUAUGUUUAACUUGCAACUCCUAACCGACCUUUUUCACUGAUAGGUAGAUAUAAACUUCAGCCCUAGUGACCGUAAGAUUUGGAUCAACUCAAACAAUAAAGUCUGAGCAAGGCAAAGAUUAAGUUUGUAGCAAUUUGGAAGAACAGUAAUCUUGAUGCUCACCAUAAAAUUAUAUCAGCACGCUUUCUGCCCGUAAGGUUGUGUGGGCGGAGGUGCUGCUGGGUGGAUGCUCGCUGUCUUUAUGUUGUGAUUUUUUUUCAUUGUUGGGAGUCUUGGGAACAAAAUUUUUCUCAGUCUUUUGGUAAAAAUUAUAUGCAUAUUGAACAGGAAUCAACGUGACUUACAUGCAGCCUAGGUCUUCUAGGAGGUCAUUAGAUGAGCCAAAGGGUCUUUAUAACCUUUGAAUUUGUGAGUAUUGGUAUGCAUGUGUUCUGAAGUCCAAAAAAUUGCUUCAUUCAGGUGUGUUGUUGCAUAUAUUCUCACUUUUUUCCACCCCAAUGCAUCUAUAAGUUUCUCUGUUGCAACCCUU